GUGCAGUCGAUGCUAAGUGUAAACACAAUAUAGUUUUAGUCAUAAGUGUAACUGAAGCGUCGCUUUAGUCGUAAGUGUGAUCACAGUGUAGCUUUAGUCGUAAGUGUAACUGCAGCGUAGCUUUAGUCGUAAGUGUAACUGAAGCGUCAUUUUAGUCGUAAGUGUAACUGAAGCGUCGUUUUAGUCGUAAGUGUAACUGAAGCGUAGCUUUAGACGUAAGUGUAACUACAGUUUAGUUUUAGUCGUAAGUGUAACUACAGUUUAGUUUUAGUCGUAAGUGUAACUACAGUGUAGUUUUAGACGUAAGUGUAACUACAGUUUAGUUUUAGUCGUAAGUAUAACUGAAGCAUUGUUUUAGUCGUAAGUGUAACUACAGUUUAGUUUUAGUCAUGAGUGUAACUGCAGCGUAGUUUUAGUCGUGAGUGUAACUACAGUGUAGUUUUAGUCAUGAGUGUAACUGCAGCGUAGCUUUAGUCGUAAGUGUAACUGAAGCGUCAUUUUAGUCGUAAGUGUAACUGAAGCGUAGUUUUAGUCGUAAGUGUAACUGAAGAGUAGUUUUAAACGUAAGUGUAACUACAGUUUAGUUUUAGUCGUAAGUGUAACUACAGUUUAGUUUUAGUCGUAAGUGUAACUACAGUUUAGUUUUAGUCGUAAGUGUAACUGCAGCGUAGCUUUAGUCGUAAGUGUAACUGAAGCGUAGCUUUAGUCGUAAGUGUAACUGAAGCGUCAUUUUAGUCGUAAGUGUAACUGAAGCGUCGUUUUAGUCGUAAGUGUAACUGAAGCGUAGCUUUAGACGUAAGUGUAACUACAGUUUAGUUUUAGUCGUAAGUGUAACUGCAGCGUAGCUUUAGUCGUAAGUGUAACUGAAGCGUCAUUUUAGUCGUAAGUGUAACUGAAGCGUCGUUUUAGUCGUAAGUGUAACUGAAGCGUAGCUUUAGACGUAAGUGUAACUACAGUUUAGUUUUAGUCGUAAGUGUAACUACAGUGUAGUUUUAGACGUAAGUGUAACUACAGUGUAGUUUUAGACGUAAGUGUAACUACAGUUUAGUUUUAGUCGUAAGUAUAACUGAAGCAUUGUUUUAGUCGUAAGUGUAACUACAGUGUAGUUUUAAUCGUGAGUGUAACUGCAGCGUAGUUUUAGUCGUAAGUGUAACUACAGUUUAGUUUUAGUCGUAAGUGUAACUACAGUGUAGUUUUAGUCGUAAGUGUAACUGAAGCAUCGUUUUAGUCGUAAGUGUAACUACAUUGUAGUUUUAGUCGUAAGUGUAACUGAAGCAUCGUUUUAGUCGUAAGUGUAACUGAAGCAUCGUUUUAGUCGUAAGUGUAACUACAUUGUAGUUUUAGUCGUAAGUGUAACUACAGCGUAGUUUUAGUUUUUUAUAGUGUUUCUUGUAAGUGUAACCGAAGCGUAGUUUUAGUCGUAAGUGUAACUACAGCGUCGUUUUAGUCGUAAGUGUAACCGAAGCGUAGUUUUAGUUGUAAGUGUGAUUACAGUGUAGCUUUAGUCAUAUCAGAGGGAAAUUUUGACAUUCCUGGUGUUUAUGGAAAUUAUGAAGGUAGAAGAGGACAGAACCUUGAUAAAUCGCUGGUCACUAACUAGCUUAUGUUUAUCAUUCAUGUUUCUUGGUUGCCUAGCAACUUUAACCUCAGUGACCAUAUCAUCAUUUUUAUGACAAAAGCACAAAUUUGCGAGAUUUAUUUGACGUCUGAGGCAUUUGCAGGAUUGUCACUGCCGCUGACAGCAAUGUUUUGGAUUUAUGUAUUGUUUUUUGUAAGAACUAAAACACAAUUCUCAGCAUUCUCUUACAGGAAAAUAAUCAAUACUAUUGCUGUGAUACAGCCUGAUGGAAAGGGAAAACGUAAAGUUACAGCUUUAUCUCUUACUGCUAAGAGUUGACACUGUAGACUCCUUCUACAAAUGUUAAAUAAAUAAACCUAGUUAUAUACAUGCAAUUAUUAAUAUAGAAAUUCUUACAUUUAUAUAAACCUGAGAUUUGCAUCUGCACGACUCAACAUCAUCCAACCAAUCAGAAUCCAGAAUCUAACAGUUCAGCAUGCGAGUUAAGCAGUGUAUUAGCUGAUUUGAUCGAUAAAGCACUUGCUAAUUAGCUUGCUAGGUACAUAUGGUCUCUAAACACUAGUGCUGUCUCCCUGCUCGAGUUUAUCUGAAAAUUUCAGUCGAUCCUGAAGAAGCUUUAGCUGGUCGGAACAUGUUCUCCGAACGUGUGGUUGUAGAAACUCUAUACUCGACCCUCGAGGUGCAUGACGUGUGCUGGCCAAUUUUAAAAAUAGCCGAGACAGCAUGUGCUUCCACUUGCUGCCAAAUGUCAAGGAAGCUCAGCACAUCAUGGCUUCGGAGGUCUUGGACACGUCAUAGCUGUUCCGUGUCUUGGCAAACGCCACACCACAACACUUUACAGCUCCUCUACAACUCUACAUCAGCAGGAAUUCAGCAGGAAUUUCUGUCUUGCACAGAUACAGGAGUCUUCACCAAGCGAAGGACGCCCUCACAAAGUGAACAGCCUGCCACUCAGGUGUUGUUUUUGAUGGUCCAUAAGGUAGGAAGGGUGUUUCUAAGGUAUUUAUACAAAACCUCGUAGUAAAAUGCGAAAUUAAAAACCUCAUGAAAAGCAAGAUGAGCAGCACAUACACAGAAGAAACCGAGAAAUGCGCUACAAUAUAUAGCUAAAUCGUAAUAUUUUUAAAGUCCAAAGCCGCACCCCUAAAUGUCUACAUGCUAUUCUAAAGUUUGGAGUAGAAGUGUCCUGAUUGGUUGGAUGUUGGUGGUCCUCACAUUCUGGGAUUUUUUUUUUUUUUCACUAGCUAAGUGUGUUUUUCUCACAAUUUAAUCAAGGUCUUGGACAGAUACAAACAUCAUCAUCAAAACAAAGAAGAAAGUCAAAGUUGCUGGUGUCAUUUCUUCAUACUCUACUUCGUGUCAGAGGGACUCCAGCUGGAGAAACGAUGACAGACCAUGUUGUGGUUCCCGGUUUGAAGGUGUUGACGAUGGACACCAUGAACCCGAACGUGAAGAAGGUGGAGUACGCAGUGCGAGGGCCCAUAGUGCAGAGAGCUGCGCAGAUCGAAAUGGAAAUUCAACAGGGAGCAAAGAAGCCCUUCACCGAAGUGAUUAGGGCGAAUAUCGGAGACUGCCACGCCAUGGGCCAGAAACCCAUCACCUUUUUCAGACAGGUGCUGGCCAUCUGCUCUUAUCCCGAUCUUCUGGAUGACAACAGAUUUCCAGAAGAUGUGAAAAGUCGAGCACGACGGAUCCUUCAGGCCUGCUGGGGAGGGAGUUUGGGCUCUUACAGCAGCAGUCAGGGGAUUGAGCUUGUUCGACAAGAUGUGGCGCGAUUCAUCGAGAAGCGAGACGGAGGGAUCAAAAGCAAUCCAGACAACAUCUACCUCACUGCUGGAGCCAGCGAUGGCAUUGUGACGAUGCUGAAGCUGCUGAUCUCAGGUGAAGGAUCUUCUCGGACCGGAGUGAUGAUCUCCAUCCCUCAGUACCCGCUGUACUCUGCCGCUCUCGCUGAGCUCGCCGCUGUGCAGAUUAAUUAUUAUCUGGACGAGGAAACGUGCUGGAGUUUGGACAUCCGAGAGCUGCGGCGUGCGCUGGAGGAGGCCAGGAAACACUGCACACCUCGAGUCCUGUGUAUCAUCAACCCCGGAAAUCCAACCGGUCAGGUGCAGAGCCGACAGUGCAUCGAGGACGUGAUCCGAUUCGCUGCCGAAGAAAAUCUCUUUCUAAUGGCAGACGAGGUCUAUCAGGACAACGUGUACGCAGACGGCUGUGAGUUUCACUCGUUUAAGAAGGUCCUGUUUGAGAUGGGUCCGGAGUACUCUGACCGAGUGGAGCUGGCCUCGUUUCAUUCCACGUCCAAGUGCUACAUGGGAGAGUGUGGCUUUCGGGCUGGCUACAUGGAGGUGGUGAAUUUGGACCCUGAGGUCAAAGUUCAGCUGACGAAGCUGGUCUCGGUGCGUCUGUGUCCUUCUGUAACUGGACAGGCUUUACUGGACCUGGUGGUGAAUCCUCCUGAACCGCACGAACCCUCAUACGACACCUUCGUUAAGGAGCGCUCACACACUCUGGCUGAAUUAGCUAAGAAAGCUAGCAUGACACACCAGAUUCUCAAUCAGGUGCCAGGGAUCAAGUGUAAUCCGGUCCAGGGAGCCAUGUACACCUUCCCUCACAUCCACAUCCCGCCCAAAGCCGUCUCUGCAGCUCAGGAGAACGGUCAGGCUCCGGACAUGUUCUACUGCAUGAGACUGCUCGAGGAGAUGGGCAUCUGCCUCGUACCAGGAAGUGGAUUUGGACAGAAAGACGGAACGUACCAUUUCAGGAUGACGAUCCUUCCUCCGACCCAGAAACUGAAAAUUGUCUUGGAGAAGAUAAAGGAGUUUCAUCAGAGUUUCACGCAGCAGUAUUCAUAAAGGAUACAUUUUUAAAUGUUUUCCAUUUCAGGAGAAAAAUGUUUUGUGUUGUUGAUUUCUGCCCAGACAUAACAUGAUGUAAAAAAUGUCUAUUAUACAUAUUUCAAUCUGAAUAUAAGAUUACAUUUUCGA
Pangasianodon hypophthalmus (striped catfish) is the source of this 4563-nucleotide messenger RNA. Its product is annotated as alanine aminotransferase 2-like. Gene Ontology annotation, molecular function: pyridoxal phosphate binding; L-alanine:2-oxoglutarate transaminase activity. NCBI's taxonomy places the organism in Eukaryota, Metazoa, Chordata, Actinopteri, Siluriformes, Pangasiidae. Gene Ontology annotation, biological process: biosynthetic process. Bases 2965 to 4431 code for a protein of 488 amino acids. The transcript is spliced from 12 exons. The record is from RefSeq and is a predicted model, not a curated record.